UUUAUUUUGAAAAAAAAAAUCCGAAGACUUUAAAAGCAAAGACAAAGGGGAAAUGUGCAAAUCCAACCCUAGUGCCUGCCUGAAAACUUUGUUUGCAAAAGCCAGCGCCCUCUAUUUCCAGCUCCGUUUCUCCAACAGUUCCGUUCCCACCGCCGCACCGUCAUUUUCCACCUCAGCUUCUCCGUCCAUGGCUGCAACGGACUCUCCUCUAACGACCAAGGUUUGUAUCAUUGGGAGUGGCCCCGCCGCUCACACGGCCGCUAUCUACGCUGCUCGUGCUGAGCUCAAGCCUAUUCUUUUUGAGGGAUGGAUGGCUAACGAUAUUGCGCCUGGCGGUCAGCUUACCACCACUUCCGACGUCGAGAACUUCCCUGGAUUCCCGGAUGGUAUCAUGGGUUCGGAGCUUAUGGAGCGGUGCCGGAACCAGUCGCUUCGGUUUGGUACUACUAUCUUUACCGAAACUGUUAACAAGGUUGAUUUUUCUUCGUCUCCGUUUAAGAUCUUCGCCGAUUCGAAAACUGUUUUGGCUGACUCGGUUAUUGUGGCCACUGGAGCCGUAGCAAAGCGGCUUAAUUUCCCCGGUUCAGGGGAUGGGUUAGGGGGGUUUUGGAACAGAGGAAUCUCGGCGUGCGCUGUGUGUGAUGGGGCAGCUCCGAUCUUCAGGGAGAAGCCCUUGGCAGUGAUCGGUGGAGGUGACUCCGCCAUGGAAGAAUCCACUUUUCUCACCAAGUACGGUUCCAAGGUUUACAUCAUUCACAGGAGGGAUACGUUCAGGGCAUCCAAGAUUAUGCAGAACAGGGUUAUUUCGAACCCUAAGAUAGAAGUCAUAUGGAACUCGGUGGUCGUAGAGGCCUACGGCGAUAGGGUUUUGGGAGGGCUCAAGGUGAAGAACUUGGUCACCGAAGAAGUUUCCGAUUUGAAAGUCAAUGGUCUAUUCUUUGCCAUCGGGCACGAGCCUGCCACCAAGUUUUUGGGAGGUCAGCUGGAGCUCGACUCAGAUGGCUACGUUGUCACUAAACCAGGUACAACUCAGACCAGCGUGCACGGCGUUUUUGCUGCCGGAGAUGUCCAGGACAAGAAGUAUAGACAAGCUGUUACUGCGGCCGGCACCGGGUGCAUGGCAGCCUUGGAAGCCGAACAUUACUUGCAAGAACUUGGAUCUCAGGAGGGUAAGAGCGAUUGAUCAUUGUUCUACCAAGGAUUUAAAAGCUGUUUGCUUCGGACUGUGAUUGUUUUCGGUAUUCGUCUAGAUCUAGAUUUAUCCUUUGUUCUGGAUCAAUAUUAGAAUUGCCAUUGCCAUCUAUAUUCAAUAUCUGGUUUAAUUGGGAUUGGCACAGCAUUGACUUUUCUGUUACUUCACUAAAGCUUAAUGAAUAAUGCUAUUUUCAUUUGAUCAA
Messenger RNA from Gossypium raimondii (Peruvian cotton), 1397 nucleotides. Its product is annotated as thioredoxin reductase NTRB. NCBI's taxonomy places the organism in Eukaryota, Viridiplantae, Streptophyta, Magnoliopsida, Malvales, Malvaceae. The transcript is spliced from 2 exons. The record is from RefSeq and is a predicted model, not a curated record. Gene Ontology annotation, molecular function: thioredoxin-disulfide reductase (NADPH) activity. Gene Ontology annotation, biological process: removal of superoxide radicals. The coding region runs from base 53 to 1183 and encodes 376 amino acids. Gene Ontology annotation, cellular component: cytoplasm.